GUAAGCAAGAAUUUUCUCCAUAAAGUUGGUGGAAGCGCUUCGACGUUUGACUAAGCUGAAGAGGCUUCACAUGGAUGUGCCUAGCAGAGAAAAACUUGGUUGCGAUAUCAGAAGGUACCAGGAAGCUUUGAUGUCAUCUGUCGCCGUUAUCGGUAAAAAUGGGCUUCAGUCAAUACAAAUCAAUGACUUUAGUUGUUUGCUGACAGAAGAAUUGAUGGAUAUAUUGUGCUCCAGUGCUCCAUGUCUCCGAAACCUUGACAUAUACGGAAAAGGAAUUGCUCAUGUUCCGAAGCAGAUAGCAUGUCUUGUUAAUGUCACCUAUCUUAUGCUCGGGGUUCUCAGGAUUAAACAGCAAGAUCUCUGCAUCAUCGGGGGCAUACCUGCUCUGCUCUUUUGCGAGUUACAAAUACUGCAUGCCCCUGGUGAACGGCUUACCAUCAGCAGCCAACUAUUCCAGUGCCUUAAAGAGUUCAGGUACUACAAUUGCUUUUACGGAGGUGGCCUGGAGAUGCUGUUCUCACAGGGAGCGAUGCCUGAGCUCCGAAGGUUAUAUUUUGAGUUUAGAGUGCAGGAAACAGAGUCCAAGAUGGGGUUUGAGUUCAGCUUCGAGCACCUUGAAAGCCUAGAGGAAAUCACUGUAAUAAUCAAGCCGGAGGAUGCCACCAGGAGCAGGGUGGAGGCUGCGGAGGCUGCUCUCAGGAACGCUGUCAGCAUCCACCCGGGACAUCCUACACUUGAAUUACAUGGAGGCUCGGAAGAAUAUGAUGAGUUACAGGCGUGGCUUCGGAGGACGCAGGAAGCAGAAGCUGCUUAUUUAUAAAACGAGAUCACCGUGAGCUCUAAAAUGGAACGGCCCCUCUUGUCUUGAUUGCGCUUCACUCAUAUUUACUGAAUACCUGCAGCUUCAAGCAUGAGUGAUCACAUCAAUAAUCUUAUUCUUUUGGCUUCUCCAAGAUGGAUACAUUUGAUUUGACAUUGCAUCCUAGAUUUUUUAGAAGGAAAACCAGUUAAGAUCUGGCUGUAUCGAAGUAUUCAGAUGGUGAUGUCGUCUGCAGUCUGCUUUUGUAUUUUGUAUUCUCCAUUCAAGUAGGCUUGAACAAGAACAGUUUUCUAAAAGGUAUCUUUCUAUUUCGCCGGUGCAUUCUCCGAGAUAGAUAUUUGAUUUAUGUCAGUUGGUGCUGUACAUUCAUGUUCACGCCGGUGCAGAUCAGGGAUGAAGCAACAGUAGUCCUGUACUCCUGUACAGAGCAGGCAUCAUGUGCCAAUCUGGCGUAGGAAAUGUAACACUACUUGGCUGCUAGCAGGAACCGCGGCCCAAAAGGCCAUUUCAUUUGAAAGCUCAUGCUGGCAGAGAAUUAGGUAUUGGGCUGGUAACCAAAUGUGUUUGAAAGCCCACCCACCGGGAAGAAACCUGUUUUUGGCAGGAAUUGUGGUCCGAAAGCCCAAUUCAUUUAAAGUGU
Molecule: messenger RNA, 1460 nt
Organism: Sorghum bicolor (sorghum)
Lineage: Eukaryota; Viridiplantae; Streptophyta; Magnoliopsida; Poales; Poaceae
Exons: 2
Coding region: 71-820 (249 amino acids)
Source: RefSeq, a predicted model, not a curated record